UUUUUUUUUUAAUUAAACCAAAUGUCUACUCAUUCACCUAAUAAAACUUCUGAAUCUUUAUGGAAAGAAACAAAAACACCAGAAGGAAGGAUCUAUUGGUAUAAUACAAGUACAAGACAAACUACUUGGAAAAAACCUGAAGUAUUAUGGACAGAAGAAGAAAUAGCUAUUAACCAAUGUCCUUGGAAAGAAUAUACUACUCCAGAAGGAAAGAAAUAUUAUAGUCAUAAAGAAACUAAACAAACAACUUGGCAAAUACCUGAAGCUUAUCAAGAACUUUUAUCUACUUUGAAAAGAAUCAAGGAAACAACAAUAAAACCAUCCUCUUCAGGUUCUCCAUCUACUAUAGUAAGCCCAAUGUCUCCAGUAACAGCAUCUCCUCCAGUCAAUCAAACAUCAACUUAUUACAAUAAACCAACUAUAUCUGCCACUUCUGCUUCAUUAUUAUUAUCACAACCUCCUGAUAUUAAAGUAGAUUCACCUGAAAAAGCCAUGGAACAAUUUCAUUUAUUACUAAAAUCAAAAGGUGUUAGACCUGAUUGGUCUUGGGAAGAAACUAUGCGUGCUAUUAUUACUGAUCCAAGAUAUCGUGUCUUUAAAACUAUUAGUGAAAGAAAAUCUGCUUUUCAAUUAUAUAUUAAUCAGGAAGCUCAAAGAGAAAGAGAAGAGAAAGAAAAUCAAGAAAAGAAGGAACGAAAUGAUUUUUAUGCCAUGUUGGAAAGAAUACCUCAAAUCAAAUCUUAUUCUUCUUAUCGAACAGUUUUACCACUAUUUGCAAAUAUGCCAGCAUUUCAACAAGUAACAUCCGAUCGUCAACGACAAAAUUUAUUUCAUGAUUACAUUCAUCAAUUACGACGAUCAGAAAAGGAACAAUUACGAAAAACAAAGAAAACAAGUAUAGAAGCAUUUAAACAUCAAAUAUCUAAUCAAUUUGAUGUACAAGAUAUCACUCUGAUGCCCAAAUGGAAAGACAUUUAUCAACAAUAUGUCUUACCACAUGAUGAUACUUAUAAAGGAAUGACUCAGUUGGAUUUUUUGGAAGUAUAUCAAGAUUAUUAUCAUGAUAAAUGGAAAAAACCUUUGGCCGAAUAUCAUGAACGUCUUGAACAACAACAACAUCAAGAUCGAUUGGCAAGAGAUGCAUUCAAGCAAUUAUUGAAAUCAUUACAUCAAGAAGGAAUUAUUCAUGUUCGAUCACAAUGGAAAAAUAUCUAUCCUUUUAUUGAAAACGAUACAAGAUAUACCAAUCUUUUGGGUGUACCAUCUUCAACACCUUUAGAUUUGUUUUGGGAUUAUUUGGAUGAUUUAGAUCAAGAUUUAUAUGAUCAACGAAAGAUAGUACAAGAUUAUCUUAAGCAACAUGAUGAAAGGAUAACAUUGGAAACAAGUUUAGAGGAAUAUCAAGAUUUAUUGGCGAAACAUCCAUCCUUAUUGAAUCAAAUUGAACCUAAUAAUAUUCCAUUGAUUUAUCAAGAGAUUCAAAAAAGGGAAUUAAGAAAACAACAAGAAGCUGAAAGGAAACAACAAAGAAAAUUACAAAAGAAAAUUAAAAACUUACGACAUGCUAUUCGAAAAUUGGAUCAACCUCCUUUACAAGCUAAUGAUACUUGGGAUAUGAUAGAACCACGAUUACAAAAUAAUGCUGCUUAUCUUGAAUUAGAACAAGAUGAUGAUGCCAAAUUAGAAGCUUUUCGACAAGCAUUAGCCAGAUUGACGUCUGAACAACAAAAUACUGAAGUAGAUGAAGAUGAUGAUAAUGAAUAUGAUGAAGAAGAUGAUAAUGAUGAAGAAGGGAUGAUAAGGGAAUAGAAUAGAAUAGAAUAGAUUUUAUUAUUGAUUACUUUUAACAAAAUGAAAUAAAAUUAUAGUUUUUCUAUUGGAGAAAUCAAAAACGACUGCUUUUUUUUCUCCGC
Molecule: messenger RNA, 1913 nt
Organism: Halteromyces radiatus
Lineage: Eukaryota; Fungi; Mucoromycota; Mucoromycetes; Mucorales; Cunninghamellaceae
Exons: 9
Coding region: 22-1809 (595 amino acids)
Biological process (GO): mRNA cis splicing, via spliceosome
Cellular component (GO): U1 snRNP; U2-type prespliceosome
Molecular function (GO): RNA binding; protein binding
Source: RefSeq, a predicted model, not a curated record